Rubroshorea leprosula is the source of this 5324-nucleotide messenger RNA. Lineage: Eukaryota; Viridiplantae; Streptophyta; Magnoliopsida; Malvales; Dipterocarpaceae. The record is from the annotation of a GenBank genome assembly.
UUGACCCGGAAGCGCUAUAAUAUGGAAGCGAUGGAAUCCACACUGGCUGGGGUUUGGCGACCGGUAAAGGGUAUGCAUAUGAGAAUCCUGGGUUCCAACCACUUUGCUCUUUACUUUUUUCAUCCAGUAGACAUGAAUCGUGUGAUGGCAGCCGGUCCUUGGCGCUUUGCCGAUCACGUCAUAGUCCUGAAAGAGGCUAAGGGGGGGACGCUAGUGUCCAAGGAUGAACUAUUUGAGGUCCCUUUCUGGAUCCAAAUUCAUGGCCUACCUCCAAGUCGCAUAACUGAAGCAACAGGUAGAAAAAUUGGUGCCGAGCUUGGGCAUCUCCUUGAGGUUGAUACAGGGGACGGUCAUGUCUGGGGUUUGGAUUUUAUUCGUGUGAGAGUCCUCAUUGACUCAAGGAAGCCUUUGCGUCGAGGCAUGAAGCUUUCUCUCAAAGGUGAUAUGAUCUGGGUUUCUUUUUGUUAUGAGCGCCUUCCGCAUUUUUGCUAUUGUUGUGGCAUGCUGGACCACGUCGAACGGGAAUGUGAGCUGGGUUUGGAAAUGGAACGUAUGGGAGUAACAGAGCGUCCUUAUGAUGACAAGCUCCGGGCAGUACCGAAGCGUGAGCGACAGGAGGCUACUGUGAAUAAUGGAAGAUGGCUACGUGAUGCCACCGAAAACCACAUCGGCGAGGACUCACGGGGGAGACGUCCAGCUCCCAAAAUGGCAAGAUGGCCUGUGUUGGAAUCCCGCGAUUGUCACGACGCGAUAGCUGGCCUAAAUGACCGUGAUUACCGGGGAAAUAAGGAGAUUCUGGCUGAACAAAUCAGGGGCAAUAAAAUGGGCAGUAAUAGCCUAAAUAUGCACAGUCAACUGGAUGAAUGCCCACUCGAUUUGGAAAUCAAAGCGGAUUUGAUGGAGAGACAUCCGCUUUUGGGGGAUUCGCAGCAAAUCAUAAGCACAAGUAAUGAAGUUUCUAAUUUGGGAAAUCCAGAUGGACAGCUUCAUGGGCAAGAUGCCCCCUUACUGCAACAUUCCAAAACAAGUGGGCCAAGGACUUUCGUCGAUGUAGAGGGCAUACAGAACCAUUCCCACCAAGAGCCCAACUUGACUAUUAAGGCCCAAGAAUCAACCUCAAUCUUCAUGUUCUCUUCAGCCCAAAGUGACACCCCAUCAAAGGCUAGAUCCUGGAAGAGGGAAGCUAGGGAACGGCGCCACCGGAGCCAACAUCCAUCACCUUCUUCGGGGCAAAUUAAAAGGAAGGAAGAGCAAUUCCAGACCAUUGUGGCUGAGCAACUCGACGGGCUUGGGAACCCUCGUGCAGUUCGAUGCCUCAUCGAAUUGGUGGGGUUAAAGCAACCUGCAGUAGUGUUCUUAUGUGAGACUCUACUGGAUAAAAGGGGUAUGGAGAAAGUUCGACGAAGACUGGGUUUCACUCACUGUUUUGUCGUGGACAAAGUAGGGCGCAGUGGUGGUUUAGCUGUGCUUUGGAAACUUGAUACCAAAUUAUCACUACUCUCUUUCUCUCAGAAUCACGUUGAUAUGGAGGUGGAAGGCAUGGGAGUUGGCACUUGGCGUUUCACAGGUUAUUAUGGCCACCCUGAGAGACAUAAUCGGAGGCGUUCAUGGCAACUGCUAAGAGAAUUAGCCAUUAAAUCUGAUCUACCAUGGUUGAUCGGGGGAGAUUUCAAUGAUCUUUUACACUCAGAUGAGAAGAUAGGUGGUAACCCCCAGCCGGAGUGGAUGCUACAGGGAUUUCGGGAGGUGGUCGAUGUAUGUAACUUAGCUGAAAUACAAAUGGUUGGUGGCCACUUCACUUGGCGUCGAGGACGUGUUGAAGAGAAGUUAGACAGAUCCCUGGCCACGCCCACCUGGCGAGCUUUAUUUCCCCGUGCAAAAGUCAGACUAUUGCCCCCUCUAUCUUCUGAUCACUCCCCUCUAUGGAUUACUCUUGAUAGUCACUAUAAGAGAAGGAAUCGAGGCAGAAAGAGGUUCCGGUUUGAAGAUAUGUGGCUUCGAGAUCCUGGGUGUACUGAAAUAGUAAAAUCUAGUUGGAGCUCUAUUGUACGUGAAGGGAACUGGAACUGUCUACUGCAAAAAAUCAAUGUCUGCUCCACAAAUCUCCAAGGUUGGAACACUUCUCAUUUUGGUCAUGUGCAAACACGACUUAAGCAAUGCAUAGAGAGCCUCGAAUCUUUGAGAAACAAAUCCCCCUCAAUCACAGCUCAAGAUGAAGAGAAAAAGGUGCUUGCAGAAAUGGAGGAAUGGCUAGAAAGGGAGGAGCUUAUGUGGCGACAGCGCUCAAGAGAAAUAUGGUUGCAGGAGGGGGACCGGAACACGCGAUUCUUUCACAGGAGGGCAUCUAAAAGACGAGAUAGAAAUAAGGUAGAGAAAUUGAUGAAUGCAGAAGGUGAAUGGAAGUAUGAAUUUGCAGAGUUGCAGAGCAUAGCCACAAGCUAUUUCUCUUCCCUAUUUUCAUCUAUCUCCCCUAAUAAUAUUGAACAAGUGACCUCCUGUUUAAGCCCUCGGGUCUCUGACGCUGAUAAUGCUUUCCUGCUCCAAAUGUUCACGGAAACAGAGAUCAAGAAGGCCUUGCAUCAAAUGCAUCCUUCAAAGGCCCCCGGACCGGAUGGGCUUUCACCGGGUUUUUUCCAACGUUUUUGGGAUGUGGUGAAGAACGAUGUUGUACAGCCAUGUCUAGAGUUCUUAAACCAUGGAGGUGUGCUUCCGUCCGAGCUGAAUUUCACCCAUAUUGUGCUCAUCCCAAAGUGUAAUGAACCCAGAACUAUGGCUGACUUGCGGCCAAUUAGCCUUUGUAAUGUCAUUUACAGGAUUAUAGCAAAGGUCAUAGCCAACAGAUUUAAGAUGGUAUUGCAGAGAGUAAUUUCCCAAGAACAAAGUGCUUUCUUGCCAAAUCGGUUGAUUACUGAUAAUUUUAUGAUUGCUUAUGAAAUCCUCCAGUAUAUGAGAACUAGGAAGGCAAGGAAGCGGGGUUGGCAAGCUGUUAAGUUGGAUAUGAGCAAGGCUUUUGAUCGGAUCGAAUGGCCAUACUUAGAGCAAGUUAUGCGAGCUGUUGGUUUUGCUGAAGGUUGGAUAAGGAUAAUCAUGAGCUGUGUCUCCUCAGUCAGAUAUGAGGUUCUGUUCAAUGAAGGCCUCACCGCCAUGCUAACUGAAGCUGUAAGUAGGAAAAGUUUGCAUAGCAUCCAGAUAUGUCGGCAUGCGCCUAAAAUUUCCCACUUGUUCUUUGCUGAUGAUAGCUUCCUCUUCUUGCGUGCUACUGAGACUGAGGCAGCUAAUUUAACGACUAUUCUACGGAGUUAUGAGUCUGCUUCUGGCCAAGUGAUCAAUCUGCAAAAAUCCUCCAUUACUUUUAGCAGCAACGUACAACAAAGGGCGCGUAGUCGUAUCUCUCAAAUCUUGGGCAUGACAGAGGUUGAGCAACCAGGUAGAUAUCUCGGUUUCCCUACUUAUAUUGGUAGAUCGAGAACAACUGUUUUUGCAGGCCUAAAGAGCAAGUUUUGGGCACGGAUAAGUGAGUGGAAAGAACAGCCGCUAUCUAGAGCAGGGCGUGAAAUUCUCAUAAAAUCAGUGUUACAGUCUCUCCCAACUUAUGUGAUGAAUCUGUUUCUUCUGCCUGUAACUUUAUGCACAGAGCUGGAGCAUAUCUUGAAUAGAUACUGGUGGGGAGGAGGGGAGGAUGAACAUAAGAUCCAUUGGAUGCAAUGGAGGAAGCUCGCGACCUCGAAGAAAGCAGGAGGAUUAGGCUUCCGAGCUAUGCGUGAAUUCAACCUGUCUAUGCUCGGGAAGCAGGGCUGGAGGUUGUUGACAUGUCCUGAUUCCUUGGCAACGAGGUUCAUGAAGGCCAAAUAUUUCCCUCGUACGGAUUUUUUACAUGCAGAACUCAAAUCUCCUUGUAGUGUUACGUGGAGGAGCAUCUGGUAUUCCUCUAACUUACUAAAGCAAGGCUGUAGGCGAUUGAUUGGUGAUGGUCGCAGUACUGAGAUUUGGAAUGACCCAUGGCUUCCGGGUAAUGAGCAAUUCUAUGUCCAGUCGCCACGGCCUGAAGGUUGUACCCUUCGUUAUGUAAGUGAGCUAAUUGAUGAAGAGACAAACUCAUGGAGGAGGGAUUUGGUUCUCGAGACCUUCAAUGCACAUGAAGCCCAACUGAUAUUAGCGAUGCCGUUGAGUUGGUUGCGACGGGAGGAUAACUGGUUGUGGCAUUUCACCAAACAUGGCAGUUAUACAGUACGAUCUGGGUACCAUAGAGCUAUUAAUAUGGCUAGAAAUCAUGCUGGUCCAUCUUCAUCCUCCACAAUCUUUGGCGGCAACCGAUUGUGGUCCUUAGACAUUCCGGAAAAGGUGCGAUUGUUUAUCUGGAGUGCCUACAAAAAUGUUCUUCCCACAAAGGACAAUCUUCACAAGAAGAGGGUAGAGGUGGAUUUAGAGUGUCCAAUGUGUGGUGUGGAGAAAGAAUCUGUCUUUCACUCCCUUUUGUCAUGCUCCCUUGCUCGGGCAGUGUGGUUAGGAUGCCCUUUGAACCUUCACGUCUCUGAACUCCAGGUGAAUGACUUUGCAAAUUUUUUUGAUAACACAGCCUGCAUUUUGGAGAAAGAGCAACUUGAACUCUUCUGCUUGUUGUGUUGGAAUUUAUGGAAUGGCCGGAAUGAUGCUCUAUGGAACAGAAAUGGCAUUAAUCCACAGCAAAUCAUCCAACGAACCUUGUCCUUUAUGGCAGAAUACAGGCAAUCUGUAUUAUCAAGAGGCAGAGGAGCUGCAGUAGUGCAGAAGGCCACUGAAACUAGAUGGCACCCACCAGACUUGGGCUUUAUAAAGGUAAACGUAGAUGGAGCAACAUCUGUCCAAAGCGCGGCCUUUGGUAUGGGUGCACUGGCACGGAAUGAUUCAGGGAAGGUGCUGGCGGCUAUGGCGUGCAAAGGACAGGGAGCAGUGGAACCUGAAGUCGCUGAAGCCUGCAGUUUACGGAGAGCUCUCCACUGGGCUCAAUCCCUUGCAUUUGGAAGAAUUAUAGUAGAAUCUGAUUGCGCAACCAUUGUGUCAGCAAUCACAAGUGAAACUUUCAACAUGAACUCCAGCUUAGGCCUCAUUCUUCUUGAUUGCAAAGCACUGAUAGCCUCUUUCGAGUCGUGCCGGUUACAUCAUGUCCGCCGAACUGCUAAUGCUGCUGCUCACGAGCUUGCACGAAGAGCACUUACUGCUGAGGCUGAUGAGUUUUGGGUGGAUGACGUACCGUUUCCCAUUGAGCAUAUUGUAACAGGAGAUCAAUCCCUUAUCUGAAUAUGUACUUCCUGUUCUUACAAUCUUAAUAAAGCUCGCAUAUGGCU